GGCGGGCGGCAGCGGGAGCCGGAGUUUCCCCGACAGCUGGAGGUUGCGGCGGCGGCUCCUCCUCCCCGCUCGAGCCAGGGCCCCCCGCGCUCCUCCUUAUUUACAAACACACAAAGGGCCGGGCCGGGGUCGCGUCUGCAGCCGGCAUGGGAGACAAGAAGAGCCCGACCAGGCCGAAGCGGCAGCCGAAACCCUCCUCGGACGAGGGCUACUGGGACUGCAGCGUGUGCACCUUCCGGAACAGCGCCGAGGCCUUCAAGUGCAUGAUGUGCGAUGUGAGGAAGGGCACCUCCACCCGGAAACCUCGACCUGUCUCUCAGCUGGUUGCACAACAGGUUACUCAGCAAUUUGUGCCCCCUACACAAUCAAAGAAAGAGAAAAAAGACAAAGUAGAAAAGGAAAAAAGUGAAAAGGAAACAACUAGCAAAAAGAACAGUCAUAAGAAAACCAGGCCAAGAUUGAAAAAUGUGGAUCGGAGUAGUGCCCAGCAUUUGGAAGUUACCGUUGGAGAUCUGACAGUCAUUAUUACAGACUUUAAGGAGAAAACUAAGUCACCACCUGCUUCCAGUACCGCAUCUGCAGAUCAACACAGUCAGAGUGGUUCUAGCUCUGACAAUACAGAGAGGGGAAUGUCCAGGUCAUCUUCGCCCAGAGGAGAAGCCUCAUCGUUGAAUGGAGAAUCUCAUUAAAGUUUAUUUUCUCCAGUUUCUUUAGUCUCUUCUCUUCAAAACAUGCAAAUACACAACUUCUGCCAACAGCUACCACAUUUUCAUGACAGAUUAUCCAUGCACAAUUGAUAUGUUUACUGGAACAUAAUUUAUGCAGUUUUACAAAAGUGAAGUGAAGCAGUAGAAAUAAUAAUUUAAAUGCAAUCUACAAAUGCCUACAAAGCAUUUUCAGACUAACUUUUUAAUCUUCACAUUUAAAGGUGCCAUGAAAAUGUGGUUUGAAUGUUCAUUAUGCAGUGUUAUUGGUAAGUCCAUUUUCACUUUUAGUUUAGUGAAUUCUAACACAACUCUUGGAGUCUCUACUAUUGGCAUGUACUGAAUUAAAAUUUUUAUAACAUAGUUCAAGCUGCCUAAAUAUGUAUUAUUUGAGAAUUGUGAAACAUAGUUAUAUGUAUGCAAAUCAAAGAUCAACUUAAUCAACUAUUGCUGCAACAGAAUUUUCAUAAUUAUUAUCUUCUUAAAAACACCUGCUGGUACUUGGUGUGCUUAAAUAGGAAAAAAUGUUAUUAAAUAAAACAUUUGUAUGAAUUUUUGCCAAUGUUUGACAUCGUUUACUAAAUUACUGUUACUGAAUUAUGUUGCUGGUUUUACCAAUAUUUUCCUCACACUUAAAACACUUCUUGUAAUGUUUACGAACAAAAAGAGUGAACAUACUAUGAGCAUUGGUUAUUUAGCUUUAUAAUUCAGAUACAGUACUACAUUGUCAUUAGACACUGAUAGUCUAUGUUCUAUAACCCGAUAUCAAAUCUCAAAUGACUAAGCAUUUGGCAAAAAGUAAAUUUUUAAAAUCUGAAAUUCUGGAAAAGCUUUAAAAAUAACUUUUUAGUACAGUUUUCAUUUCUGCUUAGCAUUAUUUCCUUGCCCCAAACUUGCCCAGUGUCAUAGUCGCAUAUCAGUGUAGUACAAAAAUACUAUGUUGCACAGGAGUAAGGAAAUAAGGAAUACUGUCACAUUUUGUUCUUAGAUCAGCUUCUUUGAUUUUGAAUUGGCCCUUUAUUAAAUACUGUAGCAUCAGUCAUAAAUGCAGUACCCUAUUUUCUGGCAUAAACUGUCAACAUUUAUGCAUUUAGCAAUAUACUGAUACAGAGCAAAAAUAUUUACAGUCCCACCCGGUAUUAUGUAAAAUAACCAAUAAAAUAUUUUUAUGAAUACAGAUUUCGCAUUUUUGUUUACAACUAGGUGUUGGGUUUUUUUUAUGCACAAAAAAAUCCAUAUAUAGAUUUAAAUUAUAGGGUCAGAUUCAAUACAAAAAUGCAUCUGGCUCCUGUCCAAAGGAAGCCCAUUCACAUCCCAGUAAUUCUCUCUUCUCUUUGUGUCUCAUUCAAAAUAUGUAUUUUUGGGCCAAUGUGAAAGUGGGAUGGACUUUUUUUGGUAGUGAAUCCAGCCCUAAAAUAUCUUCAUAUGAUGCAUCCUGAUAACAGCUAAAAUAAUGGAUUUUUGUAGACCCUGAUAAUUGUGAUGUUUGGUGGUUUCUUGUAGUAAUGUAUCUUUCUGUUUUUUAAUGCAGUACUUCUACAGGCACAAUGGUACUGUCUAUUUUGUAAGAUGCGAGUUGUGAAAUACAGUUAGUUGCAUAAAAUGAAAGUCUGAUGUGAUAUCUAAAAACUUACAUACCUCAUUCCUUGGUGUUACUGUUAAACUUUAAAAAUCCAAUGUUAAUUAUAGGUUAUUUCAAAUGGACAACUACUGACCUGGUUAAAAUGUAUUAUGCUUUACCUUACUAAACAUUUCUUCAUUCCAAUUUUCUGAUCAUAUUUUAAUACCUUUUAAAACAUUGCAUUUUAAGUUUCAUAAAUGUUUUUGGCUGGGAUGGGGCUAGAUGUUCAAGUAAUGAAUGUUAAUUCUUACAAAGAAAGAUACAUUCUGAGUUUUACUUUUUACAAUUUGCUAGGUGGAAACUAAAUGGAAAAGAGUAUACUGAGUUAAUGGAUUACAAGAGAGCUGAAUCUGUUUAAAGUAAGCAAUAUAAUGAUAGUGAAUCUCAAUGCAAGAUCCUUUAUGAAAUGUUUCAAUUUUAAAACAAAAUGAAUAUUAACAUAUUUCAGUACUCUUUGCAAACAUCAAAUAGUGAUCUAAUACCUAUAGUUCACUAAGUCAGAACCUUAUUAUUAAAUUUAGUAUAGGUUGACCAUUCAGCACCUGCAACAAGUGUCUUUUCUGUCUAGAGAAGUAGGCAGUCAUUGAUUUAUUUAUUUAGUUAAUUUGCAUGGAAUUGACUACUAAGAGGUAUAAUCUAAUAUCAAAUGAAAGCAAUCCUUAGUAUCUACAAGAGAAAUUUUAAAGUGUGGUUAUUAUCAGAAAAGUGAUUGUAAAAAGAAUGUCACUGGAUUGCUCGUUUUUACUCAAGAAUUUCUAUAUCAAAUAUACUCCAUUUAUGUAAAAUUGCCAGCACUACAUACUCCUCCUAGAGUUUGUAAUUAAGUUGUAGUAUUGGGGUGAUGUAAGAGGUGUAAAGAACAAUGAUAAUGUAACCAAACGUUAGCUUGCCAUUCCUGUAGAUGCAUGAAACACAUCAGAAUUUUUGCUCUUCUAUAGCGAAAGUGGUGUGACAGUGCUGAUGCCAGAGUUUAAAAAAAAUAAUCAGCGAAGUAAGGAGAUCUGACUCUCUACUCAUAACAUUAUAACUAUACUUUAAACCAGCCUCACUUCCAUAAUCUCUGAAGAAGUUUUCAGUUGGUUUAUACCAAGUCCUUUCUUCAACUCUGUAAAUUCAUAAAAAAGGUCUACUCUAUCUUUACUCAGUUUGUAGAAUGUAAAAACCUAACACUGUAACUCAUUGUUAGUUAUUUUUCUUUUACUGUUCUCUGCAUAAUAACUGAUCAUCUGUUACAUUCUAAGUCUGCACCAACCUUCAUCAGCCGAGCAUUUUGCGUGGUUACAUGAGAUGAUCCAACAAAGAUGAAUGUGAUGAUGCUCCAUGUAAAUAAGUUCCUUUGUGCAUUGAUUGUCCACUGUUUCAAAAACAAAAAUAAUAAGAUGCAGUUAAUUCACUGUAAAGGUGUAAAAUAAUUCAAUGUUUUGUCAUCCUGUUUUUUGCCACUAAUUAUAGCUGGCAUAAGGAAAUACUGAAAUAUACAAUAGUAAGGUGUGA
Messenger RNA from Malaclemys terrapin pileata, 3819 nucleotides. RefSeq names its product YY1 associated factor 2 (gene YAF2). Gene Ontology annotation, biological process: positive regulation of DNA-templated transcription. The transcript is spliced from 4 exons. Lineage: Eukaryota; Metazoa; Chordata; Testudines; Emydidae. Gene Ontology annotation, cellular component: nucleus. Gene Ontology annotation, molecular function: transcription coregulator activity; DNA binding. The record is from RefSeq and is a predicted model, not a curated record. The coding region runs from base 147 to 689 and encodes 180 amino acids.